Camelina sativa (false flax) is the source of this 409-nucleotide messenger RNA. The record is from RefSeq and is a predicted model, not a curated record. NCBI's taxonomy places the organism in Eukaryota, Viridiplantae, Streptophyta, Magnoliopsida, Brassicales, Brassicaceae.
AAAGAAGACGAUAGCAUUAGAGAUGGACUCUCACUCUCCGAUUAUGGUGGAAGAGAAAUCGAGUGCUAGAAUCUUGACACUAAACAGACCCAAGCAGCUGAAUGUUCUGUCCUUCAACAUGAUGACUCGGUUACUGCAACUGUUUCUUGCGUAUGAGGAGGACCCUUGUGUGAAACUUGUCAUCCUAAAGGGUCAAGGAAGAGCUUUUUGUGCUGGUGGCGACGUUAAACCUACUGUUCGUAACAUCGUACAAGGAAAUUGGAGACUCUCUGCUGAUAUAUUCGCAGAGGAAUACAUGCUCAACUAUGUUAUGGCCACGUAUAGAAAAGCUCAGGUUUCAGUCAACAUGCACACUAUCCUUUUAGUGAAUUACUCAAAAGUAUAUAAUAAGCUCAUUAAUUCGUAUUGA